Linnemannia hyalina is the source of this 4410-nucleotide messenger RNA. Lineage: Eukaryota; Fungi; Mortierellomycota; Mortierellomycetes; Mortierellales; Mortierellaceae. The record is from the annotation of a GenBank genome assembly.
AUGGAUAACAGCAAUAAUGACCCAAAUGGAGAAGACCCCAACAACGUGGUCCACGACACCCCUGCAAGCCAUGGUGCACCUCCACCUGCAUUUGAGCCCACCUGCCAGGAGCCUUAUGUCGCAUAUCAACAACAACAAAAUCAACAACAACAGCGGCAGCAGCAACCAGAGCACCAGGACCUGUACCAGCAGCAACCGCCAUCACAGGUGGCAUAUGCCCAACCAGAGUAUUACCCUCCGCCUGCAACUGAACUCCAGAGCGAACCCCUGCAGACGUAUCAGCAGGCUGUCUCUAGCCCACAUAUUGACCCGAGUCAGAUUUUCCAGUCAUCUCCCGAUCAGCAAUCCAUCAUGGCCCAACACCAGCACCAACACCAACAGGCACUGCAAUCGUUGCAGUCACAGGUUAGCUAUCAAGAUCAACAACAGCAGCAGCAACUGCCACAGGAUACAUCUCUUCAACCUCAAUUCGACCAGCAGCAGCAGCAACACCAACCAGCACAGAUGACCCAACCUCAGCAACAGCAGCAGUAUGUGAUUCAACCUCGACAGGAGCCACAAAAACAAUCCUAUACAGCACCUCGCUCCACCACUCCUAAAAUAGAACGACCCUACAAUAACGGGCCAUUCUCGUUCACCCCAGAUGAGCUCAUUGACCUCAUUGACCCCAAGGCGCCAGAGAAACUCGAAUCUUAUGGCGGUGUAGACGGUAUCCUCCAAGGACUUCAUGCUGACCCCGUCAAAGGUCUCGCUACAGCUGCAGGCGGCAAGUCGCUCGGCCAUGUGACAACGAAUGCCAAUGGUGAGAAACCGACAACAGUGUCUUCAGGGUACCAGAUGGGCAAUGUCGAUACCACAGCGGUUACGUUUGCAGAUCGCGAGGAGUUCUUUGGAAAGAAUGUGCUGCCGAAGCGGAAGCCCAAGUCGAUCUUUCAGCUGAUGUGGAUUGCUCUCCACGAAAAGAUUCUGAUCCUGCUACUGGUUGCCGCCCUUGUCUCGAUCGCCCUGGGAAUCUACGAGGACUACGGAAUGGAGCAUGAGCCAACGCAAAGAUACAACCGCGACUACACUUCCUACUACGCCACUGACCCAAAGGUCUCCUGGGUCGAGGGUGUCGCCAUCCUGGCUGCCGUCGUCAUCGUCGUCCUCGUCGGAUCCAUCAACGAUUACCAGAAGGAAGCCCAGUUCCGCAAAUUGAACGCCAAGAAGGAAGACCGUGAAGUCAAGGCCCUUCGAAACGGCGAGACGGUGUUGCUGUCAGUCUUUGACAUCCUUGUCGGAGACAUUCUCCACCUGGAGCCCGGUGAUGUGAUUUCAGUUGAUGGCAUCUUCUUGGGAGGACAUAACCUCAAGUGCGACGAGUCGGCCAUGACCGGAGAGUCUGACGCAGUCAAGAAGGUCACCUUUGAUGAGUACAAAAAGCUGGAGGAAGCCGAAGCUGGCAGCCAAACCGAGGGCAAAAUUGAGUCCAACCACGAGGGAAUCGAAGUCAUUGCCGAGCCACAGUAUGCACUCCAUGGCGUUGACCCCUUUAUCAUCUCGGGAUCCAAGGUUAUAGAAGGCGUUGGUCUCUAUGUCGUCACGGGAGUCGGCCAGAACAGUUUCCAUGGAAAAACGAUGAUGUCGCUCCGUACCGAGGUCGAGGACACCCCACUCCAGGUGAAGCUGAACCAUUUGGCUGAGAGGAUUGCAAAGCUGGGAAGUUUGGCUGCCUUGCUCAUGCUGAUUGUGCUUAUGAUCCGGUACUUUGUCAGUUUCAAGACUAAGGGUGUCCCCGCUGCUGCCAGCAUUGUCAAAAGUUUGGUCGAUAUUCUCAUUGCUGCCGUUACUGUCGUCGUCGUCGCUGUUCCCGAGGGUCUUCCUUUGGCUGUCACCCUGGCCUUGGCCUUUGCAACCACUCGCAUGUUGAAGGACAACAACUUGGUUCGUGUCCUCGCUGCCUGUGAGACCAUGGGUAACGCCACAACCGUCUGCUCCGACAAAACCGGCACCUUGACUCAAAAUAAGAUGACCAUUGUUGCGGGUACGCUUGGAUUGAACACUCGCUUUAUUGCAGAUGUACCUCAAGGGGAGAGCAAUGCUCGUUCCCAGAUUCCCAUCAACCGCAAUGCCGUCCCUAUAAGCCAACUUGUCAGCCAUCUCCCUAACGCCGUAACAACCUUGAUGCACGAGGCAAUUGCCAUCAACUCGUCAGCCUUCGAGAGUGAAGAUGACAAGGGCAAUCUUUCGUUCAUUGGAUCCAAGACCGAGGUUGCCCUGCUCGAUUUCUCCAAAAAGAUUGGUGGUGCCGAUUACCGUCGACUCCGAGAGGCUACGCCUAUAGUCCAUCUGUACCCCUUUUCGUCCGAGCGCAAGUCCAUGGCCACGAUUGUCCAAAUGGGACCCAACCGGUUCCGUCUCCAUGCCAAGGGUGCAUCCGAGAUUAUCAUGAAACGCUGUACUCGUGUCCUUCAAAUCCCCAGCACCCCUGACCAUGGAGGGGCCUCUAUGUCUGAGAAAGAUCGUAUGGCCGAGGUUACUGAGCUGCCCUUGGAAGGAGAUCUGCAGACCCAGGUACACAAAACCAUCAUUUCUUAUGCCACUCAAUCCCUCCGCACCAUCGGUAUUGCUUACCGUGAUUUCGAGUCCUGGCCCCCAGUCGGUGUGGACCUCAACCAGGACGGCGAGGUUCCCUUUGCUGCAGUGGCCGAAAACAACUUGACCAUGAUCGGAGUGGUCGGUAUCGAGGAUCCCCUUCGUGAUGGUGUUUCUGAGGCUGUCCAAGCCUGUCAGCGUGCAGGUGUGUUUGUCCGCAUGGUCACAGGAGACAACAUCCUCACCGCUAAAUCGAUUGCCACACAGUGCGGCAUCUACACCAAGGGAGGAAUCAUCAUGGAGGGUCCCAAGUUCCGAGCCCUCAGUGGAGAAGAGAUGGAUGCUGUUAUUCCCCGUCUCCAAGUCCUGGCCCGAUCUAGUCCUGAAGACAAGAAGAUUUUGGUUGGUCGUCUGAAGGCUAUGGGCGAAAUUGUUGCUGUGACAGGAGACGGUACGAAUGACGGUCCUGCUCUCAAGAUGUCUGACGUUGGUUUUUCGAUGGGUAUCGCUGGUACCGAGGUCGCCAAGGAAGCUUCGGAUAUUAUUCUGAUGGACGACAACUUUUCCAGCAUUGUCAAGGCCAUUCUUUGGGGUCGUGCCGUCAACGAUGCCGUGAAGAAGUUCCUCCAGUUCCAGCUGACAGUCAACGUUACGGCUGUCAUCCUUACUCUGGUCACCGCUGUGAUCUCGGACACGCAAAAGCCCGUCAUGUCAGCCGUCCAGUUGUUGUGGGUCAACUUGAUUAUGGAUACCUUGGCGGCCUUGGCUCUUGCGACCGACCCUCCAACAAACGAUUUACUGGAUCGUCAACCUGAAUCCCGUACCGCCCCUCUAAUCAACUUUACAAUGUGGAAGAUGAUUCUCGGUCAGGCCAUCCUUCAGCUCGCCAUUACCUUUGUGCUCGAAUACGCCGGUAUGGACAUUCUCAACUACGAUGAGGUUCCCGGAUACCUUCAGGAAAGAGCCCGAGCCAGCAGUCCCGAUCCAGCCAUACAACAGGAGAACCUUGACAGCAUCACCAUGGCCUACACUCAAUUCAAGCGUCAAGAACUCGACACCAUGGUCUUCAACACCUUUGUCUUCAUGCAGAUCUUCAAUGAGAUCAACUGUCGCCGCCUGGAUAACCACCUCAACAUCUUUUCAGGCAUCCAGAGGAACAACUACUUUAUCAUCAUCUUCUUCAUCAUGGUCAUCUUCCAGGUCAUCAUUGUCCAGUUUGGUGGCGCUGCUUUUGAUACUGAGAAGCUGAAUGGCAUUCAAUGGCUGAUCUGUAUCCUCCUCGGACUCCUCUCUAUUCCCGUCGGAGUCAUCAUUCGUCUCAUCCCUGAGGAGCUGUUUGGAGGUCUCAAGCGAUGGGUCAACCGCUCAAGUCCGCCGCGUAGUAGUGUCCCUACCUAUGACAACUAUGCCCUGGGAUCGGGUUCAUGUAUCGGGGGAGGCGGCUCGAUGGGAGAAAUGAACCGCGUCAACUCGACUCCAGUUUCGAUCCACUCGAACCGCGCAGGAUCGAUGAUGAACGGCAGUACCAACAAUGUGCACCUCUCCUAUGGAGCACCCGGUCGCGAUGGUCUCAUCUGGAACUCUGCGAUUACAAAAGUUCGGUCUGAUCUCUCUGUCUUCAAGUCUAUCCGUGGUGGACGACUCUCUGGGGAGAGUGAGAGGCAUGUACUGCACGCCGGCGCAAUGGUACCUUCGUUGGUGGCUACCUCUGUAGGUGCGGGAUGGGCACCUCGGCCUAGCCAGUUGAAUCACACUGAUAUGGGCAGUAGUAGUCCUCGAUCGAGUAUGGUCAUCUCUCGGCAGGGCUCUGGCAACCAGGCUGGUCGUUCGUACUAG